Messenger RNA from Lolium rigidum, 1218 nucleotides. RefSeq names its product methyl-CpG-binding domain-containing protein 2-like. The record is from RefSeq and is a predicted model, not a curated record. NCBI's taxonomy places the organism in Eukaryota, Viridiplantae, Streptophyta, Magnoliopsida, Poales, Poaceae. Gene Ontology annotation, molecular function: zinc ion binding; DNA binding. The transcript has 5 exons. The coding region runs from base 35 to 1009 and encodes 324 amino acids.
GGAGGCUCGACGCCGCAAGCCUCCACCGCCGCCGAUGGGUGCUGGAGACCCCGACGAGCCUAUUUGGCCACCGAAAAGCCCCCAUUGGAGGCGCUUCAGGGAAUUAAGUGCUACGAAGUCCAGCCCUGCUAAUCCUUUGCUCAACUCUGAUGAGAAUUCAUUAUCUCUUUCACCAUCAAACAAGAGCAAGGAGAUGUUAUAUGACAAGGAGUGUGAAACUUUUGCCAUCACCUCCAACAGGGAACUAAGUGCUACGAAGUCCAGCCCCGCUAAUCCUGUGCUCAACCCUGAUGAGAAUUCAUUAUCUCUUCCACCAUCAAACAAGAGCAAGGAGAUGUUAUAUGACAAGGCCGUGGACCAAGGGGAUGACACUGCAUCAUCUCAAAUUGUUCCUUAUGAGAAUGGCCAUGAAGAAAAGCCUCUGCCUGUUCCGUCUAAAAAAAUAAAACCCUCUAUUGAUACAUAUGCUGUGCAAUGUGGCAACUGCUGGAAAUGGAGACUUAUUCCUACCAAAAAAAAAUAUGAUGAAAUUCGGGAGAAAUGUAGUCAGGUUCGUUUUCUUUGCAAACAUGCCCAUGAGUGGAAGCCUGGAGUCUCAUGUGAUGAUCCGGCAGAUAUAUCUCAAGAUGAUGGGUUCUGGGUGAUUGAUAGACCAUGCAUCGCUCAGACCCCUCUUGGGUGGGAAAGGAAAAUAUCUAUAAGAAGAGAAGGGGGCAGCAGAUUCGCUGACGUGUACUAUUUUCCUCCUAAAGGCCCAGGAUUAAGAUCAUUCAAGAACUUGAAAAGUUAUCUUCAAGACAGCCCAGAUUGUACUAUCGAUUUACAAAAAUCUGAGAAUUGGUUCAAGGUACCUGAAUGUCUCCAGGGCUACCUGAAAAGGUGCCGCGGUCAGUCAAAGCCUCUUGAACCAAACGAAGUGCUACCUCAAUCUUCUGCGCCUCCAAUUCAUGAGGAUCUCGCGCCCAACUGUGUGCUGGCCCUGUAUGACGAAGGCCAAUACUGUAUGUGACAUGCCAGCCAGUGCAGAGUGUCAGGCCGCUCUCCAGUGCGAUAGCAUGUUCCUGUAUGUGAUAUACCUUAGCUUGCUCCCCUAGUUUACACCAUAGCUGCCUCCUGCUUAGAUGGAAUUGAGAAAGUUUUUGGGAGAUUGACAUCUCAACAGACUGAUGUCGCGGAAAGUUAAUAAAAGUUCAAAACUGCCACCUUGGUUAUACCUCA